Culex quinquefasciatus (southern house mosquito) is the source of this 2391-nucleotide messenger RNA. RefSeq lists its product as uncharacterized. The record is from RefSeq and is a predicted model, not a curated record. The transcript has 3 exons. The coding region runs from base 1 to 2391 and encodes 796 amino acids. Lineage: Eukaryota; Metazoa; Arthropoda; Insecta; Diptera; Culicidae.
AUGCCCCCGAAGGUGACGCCGAAGAAGGACGGGCCGCAGCAGCAGCCGGAUCUCACGGCGAUUCUGGCGCAGCUCACCGCCUACUUGGAGAACCAGUCCAAAACCCAGGAGGCUCUCCUCGAGCAGCUCUCAAGCGGACUGGUCUUCGACAAGUGGUACUCCCGGCACGAGGAGGCCUUCAACAAGGGCGGGGAGAAGCUGGAGGAAGCGGACAAAGUGCGGCUGCUCGUGCGAAAGCUGUCCUCGGUGGAUCACGACCGCUACGUGAACUACAUCCUACCGGAGAACCCACCGGACAGAUCGUUCCAGAACACGGUGGACACGCUUAAGGAGAUGUUCGGGCACCAAACGUCCGUGUUCUUCCGGCGCUACCAGUGUCUGCAGACGACCAAGCGGAAUGCGGAGGAUUUCGUCACGUACGCCAGUACCGUCAACCGAGCGUGCGAGGAUUUCAACAUCCGGACGAUUACCUCCGACCAGUUCAAGUGCCUGGUGUUUGUCGCUGGUCUGCAGUCGGAGCGGUACAAGGACAUCCGGACCCGGUUGCUGGCGAAAAUGGAAGGCGAGACGGCGGAGCACCCGAUGACUCUCAAGAAGCUGUUAUUGGAGUGCCAGCAUUUGGACAACCUCAAACACGACACUGCUGUUAUUGAGGGUCCGAAGCCGGCCGUCAAAGCGGUCCAGCAGGAUCGCAGCGGUUUUCGCGAGUCGGGCAAACCGGAACGGAAGUUCGACAACAGGAAUCCGGCCAAGGCAACCCCACGACGUCCGUGCUGGCAGUGCGGGCAGAUGCACUUUGUUGCAGACUGCUCGUACACGAAACACACCUGCAAGACGUGCGGCAAAGUGGGACACAAGGAAGGAUACUGUGCUUGCUGCUCCAAACCCUCCGGUUCCGGAGAAGGUGCAUCACACACAGCACCCGGAGGCGGCAAGAAGAAGCACAAAGAAGCGGGCCGACGGCGGGGACACUCAAACGGAGUGUACGCUGUCAACAAGGAAGCUCGACUGCGGAUCGGACUACACCAUCAUCUCGACGGAUUCACUUCCCUGCUCGGCAACCCAGAAACCAUUCCGACGGAACUGCGGGUGGCCACAGCCUCAGGCAAACCCCUUCCGCUGGAAUUGGAGUUCGAGUGUGACGUCACGUUCCGCGGGACCACCAAGCGUUCCGUGUGCUACGUCACUCCUGUGCGCGGUUUCAAGGUUCUUGGGAGCGACCUGAUGGAAGCUUUCGGGCUGUACGACAUUCCGAUCAACGACUUCUGCAAGCAACUCACAACUGCGGAGGACUCGUUGGCGUGUGGUGCCGCGCUGAAGGUGAAAUUUCCGGCGGUGUUCCAGGAAGGACUCGGACGGUGCACGAAAACGAAGAUCCAGCUGUUCCUGAUCGACGGGGCGAAGCCGGUCUUCAAGCCUAAGCGGCCAGUGCCGUUCCACUCGCAGCGGCUGGUCGAGAAGGAGCUCAACCGAUUGCAGGACAUGGGAGUGCUGGAGCCGGUCGACUACUCGGACUGGGCGGCACCCAUCGUGGCAGUUCGGAAGGCGCAGCGCGACGCAGACGGAGAUCCGGUGGUCCGCAUUUGCGCGGAUUACUCGACCGGGUUGAACGCUGUGCUGGAGGCGAACAAGUACCCUCUCCCUACCCCCGACGACAUCUUCGCAAAGCUGGCUGGCAGCAAGUUCUUCAGCGUGAUUGACCUGUCGGACGCUUAUCUGCAGAUGGAGGUAGAGGAGGAGUCGCAGAAGCUGUUGACUAUGAACACACACAAGGGGCUGUUCAAGGUCAAGCGUCUGCCGCCGGGAGUGAAACCCGCUCCUGGAGCCUUCCAGAAGGUCGUUGACAACAUGCUCGCCGGCCAGGAAGGAGCGGCGUCGUUCCUCGACGACGUGCUGGUGUUUGGCCGAACGCGCGCGGAGCACGACCGGAACUUGGAGCAAACGCUGCAGCGGAUCCAAGAUUUCGGUUUCCGGCUCAAGAUCGAGAAGUGCAAGUUCUACAUGACGGAGGUGAAGUACCUGGGCCACAUCAUCAACCAAAACGGAAUCCGCACCGACCCGGGGAAAGUGUCUGCCAUCUCGCAGAUGCCACCGCCGAAGAACCUCACCGAGCUGCGUUCGUUCUUGGGCGCGGUCAACUACUACGCGAAGUUCAUCAAGGAGAUGCACCAGCUGCGUAGGCCACUCGAUCUGCUGCUGAAGAAGGACGCAAAGUGGGCCUGGUCGGACGACUGCCAACGAUCGUUCGAGCGCUUCAAGGAGCUGCUCAAGUCUGACCUGAUGCUGACCCACUACAACCCGACGCUGGACAUUAUCGUGGCCGCUGACGCUUCGCAAACCGGAAUCGGCGCCACAAUCCGACAUCGUUUCCUGACGGUUCGGAGAAGAUAA